UUUUGUAGUGUUUCCUGGAUUACUUACUGAAUGUUUUAUUUUUCAGUUGAAACCAUGGAAAACUUGAGUAAUGCAAACAGCAGAUUUGCACUCAGUCUGUUCAGGAGAGUUAAUGAGACCAACCCAACAGGAAAUGUUUUCUUCUCUCCUGCCAGUAUUUCUGCUGCUCUGGCAAUGGUCCUUCUAGGGGCCAAAGGUAAUACAGAGGCCCAGGUGCUGAAGACACUUCAUUUUGACAAGGUCGAAGAUAUUCAUUCAAGAUUUCAGACUCUGACUACAGAUAUUAACCAAAGUGAUGCUCCCUAUCUCUUACGGCUUGCCAGUCGGCUCUUUGGAGAGAAGUCCUACAGCUUUUUGCCAGAUUUCCUGACUAAUACUCGGAAAUUAUAUGGAGCUGAUUUGGCCACAGUUGAUUUUGUUCAGGCUUAUGAUGAAGCCCGAAAGGAAAUUAACCAGUGGGUAGAGAAGAAAACCGAAGGUAAAGUCCCUAAUCUGCUGUCUGAAGGCUCAGUUAAUAACAUGACCAGGCUUGUACUGGUGAAUGCUAUUUAUUUCAAAGGGAACUGGGUAAAGAAGUUUAAAGAAGCCAGUACCGUUGACAUGCCGUUUUGGUUAAAUAAGAAUGAAAGAAAGACAGUGAAAAUGAUGUAUCAGAAAGAGAAAUUUCAUUUUGGAUACAUCUCUGAAAUGAAGACCCGUAUUUUAGAGCUGCCCUACGAUGGACAAGAACUUAGUAUGAUCAUCUUAUUACCCGAUCACAUUGAAGAUGACUCUACUGGGCUGCAGGAGCUGGAAAAGCAGCUCACCUUUGAGAAGCUCCAGGAAUGGACACAUCCACAGCAUCUGUAUUUCACUGAUGUUAAUGUGCAUUUGCCGAAAUUUAAGCUAGAAGAAAGCUAUGACCUUAAAUCAGAUUUAUCUGCUAUGGGCUUGUUAGAUGUAUUUGACAGUGGCAAGGCUGACUUGUCGGGAAUGUCAGGGGCACGUGACCUCUUUCUGUCUAAAAUUGUCCACAAGGCUUUUGUAGAAGUGAAUGAGGAAGGCACAGAAGCUGCAGCUGCCACUGCUGGCAUUGCUAUGCUCUGCAUGGUUAUGGAAGAGGAUUUCAAUGCUGAUCAUCCUUUCCUUUUCUUUAUCCGCCACAACCCAACACAAAGCAUACUUUUUCUUGGCAGAUACACUUCUCCAUAGAAGAGAACCUAUUAUCUGUAGCCCAGUUCCUGCUGCGAUCAAUGAAAGCUUUGCUCCUAAAUAAGUUGGAUUUUGAUGUAGAAAUUUAAUGCUCCUGUCGCUGAGUUUUUAGUAACUUUCACCGAGAUUCUGCAGUUCCCAUUAAAACAAACCCAGAGAAAUUGAUGAGUAUUUUUUUUUUCUUGGGAUUCUGUGCCCUGUUCUUACAGAGCAUCUUUAAUCACUAGGAAAAUCUUAACCUUAGGCAGAAGAAAUCUUCUUUUGAAAUUGGACUAGAAGUUGAAAUACUUUUGGACAUUUAAGACAUGGCAUCACCCCAUGUCUUCUUGCACAGAACACUCUGUUUACUAUUCAGGCUGACAGCCCUAUGUCAGUCACCGCUGACUGAUCCAGUCAAUCAUUGUGCAUGUGUGUUAGGAUGUACUUGCGAAGCUAUUCCUCCCUAAAGCCUUGCUCCUGGAAGAUAUUUCAAUAAAAUACUUCUUGGCACCAAAAGGCAUGCUCCUGAACAGCUGAGUUUGCCUAGUUCUCUCUUGGAAUAGAAGGUCAGAUAGCAUUUGUUUAGAGACAUCUAUUAUUAGAGAAAGGAUUAAGCUAUUUAAACAGAAGUAACCCCUUCCAGUCAUGAGCUAGAAAACUUAUAACAUUGCUCUUGAAUGAGGAGAAGGGUAGGACAUGAAUAGUAUCUUUCGGGGACAUCUUUAAAGAGAGUUUUAAAAUUUAUAGUUUGGUACUAGUUUAGUUGCUGAAAAUGUGUGAAAACGUUGGCAAGGCUCAGAAGGUGGCAGAGGUUUUAGGUGUCUUUAGGUUCCUUUCUGCAAGUUCAGAGGUUUUAACAUGGCCUAGAUUGCUUGCCAGAACCAGUGUGAUCCUCCUAAAACAUUAUGGCUUCCCGGCAGACGGCUGUAUGUAAUCUUCAGCAGCUACCUGAUGCGUCACUGCCUGUAUAAGCAUGCCACGUUUACUGAGCUCCGACUUCCACUACCUCUCUAUAUGCUAACAGUGCCUUACACCAGGGAGCCGCUGUGACUGUGUACUGUUAAUGUUCUGUGCUUAUUUCUGGUCAUUAUAUGCCCGUGUCAUCUAUAUCCUGGCUUUCGUUCCUAAUGUUUACCUGUACAGCCUCAGUUCUGAGUUGGGCACAGUCAUUUAUUUAAUUGUGAACUGUGUAAUAAUCUUGUCUU
Molecule: messenger RNA, 2375 nt
Organism: Struthio camelus australis
Lineage: Eukaryota; Metazoa; Chordata; Aves; Struthioniformes; Struthionidae
Source: RefSeq, a predicted model, not a curated record